ACAACAAAUUGAUCAUGGACAUGAGACGUUGCAUUAAAAAAUACUAUGAAGGCUGGUUGAUUUGUGAGGAGCCAACGUGUCGCAAUCGAACUCGGCGCCUUCCCCUUCAGUUCUCCCGAAAUGGGCCUCUUUGCCAAGUCUGCAUGAAAGCUACACUUCGGCCAGAGUAUUCUGACAAGUCCCUGUACACCCAGCUGUGCUUUUACCGGUACAUUUUUGAUGCGGACUGUGCACUGGAGAAACUUACUACCGAUCAUGAGAAAGAUAAGUGGAAGAAGUUUUUUACCCCCAAAGUUCGUCAGGACUACCAAAAACUCAAGAACACGGCGGAGCAGUUCUUGUCGCGGAGUGGCUACUCGGAAGUGAACCUCAGCAAACUCUUCGCUGACUGUGCCGUGAGGCCGUGAGGGAGGCCCAGAAGUGGGCGGCAGGGUGGGUGAAGAAAGACACCCGGCUUCCUGGCAACUCCACCACCUCCGCCCAGGCCCUGCCUGCUCGGGCAUCCCGUUUCCUUUAGGACCGUGCCUCGUGUUUGGGC
Molecule: messenger RNA, 538 nt
Organism: Odobenus rosmarus divergens (Pacific walrus)
Lineage: Eukaryota; Metazoa; Chordata; Mammalia; Carnivora; Odobenidae
Product: DNA polymerase alpha catalytic subunit-like
Exons: 4
Coding region: 15-407 (130 amino acids)
Biological process (GO): mitotic DNA replication initiation; lagging strand elongation; DNA replication
Cellular component (GO): alpha DNA polymerase:primase complex
Molecular function (GO): purine nucleotide binding; single-stranded DNA binding; chromatin binding
Source: RefSeq, a predicted model, not a curated record